Molecule: messenger RNA, 1555 nt
Organism: Bombina bombina (fire-bellied toad)
Lineage: Eukaryota; Metazoa; Chordata; Amphibia; Anura; Bombinatoridae
Gene: ICA1L
Product: islet cell autoantigen 1 like
Exons: 12
Coding region: 236-1555 (439 amino acids)
Biological process (GO): regulation of transport
Cellular component (GO): Golgi apparatus
Molecular function (GO): protein domain specific binding
Source: RefSeq, a predicted model, not a curated record
CAUCUUCCAAUAUUUUGAAAAUAGUUAUCAUAAAAGGACGUUAAAAUCCAAUUUUAGUUUCACAUAAAAUGCGCAGGGAAAAGAAAAACAUAAAUGUUUUCAUUGUUUUUUGCCUAAUUUUCCUGUAAUUUAAAUUUGAAUAUUUUUUUUUUCCACUGCCCCCAGAAUAGUUUGUGUGUAUUAAGAACUCUGACCCUGCUACUUGCUGCAUAGUAUCUGCUUGAUAUGCUAUUCAAUGGAUAACAGCGAUCAGCAAUGGGCGAAAGAGGCGCAAUCUAUGGUUAGCCGAAUGCAGAAGAAAUUCUGGAAAACAAAACAAGUCCUAAUUAAAGUUACUCGGCAAAAAGAGGAUGAGCAUGUGGUUGCAUCAGACGCAGAGCUUGAUGCUAAGCUGGAGAUAUUUCAGUCUAUUCAGAUGACAGGAUCUGAACUUCUCAAAAUGAUAGAAAAAUACCAGCAAUCACUUAAUGCUCUGUCUGAAGAAGAAAAUGAUCUUGGCCUACUCUUGAAAAUACAGUCUGAGCAAGACAACACAGAAGCCGGGAAAAUGUUAAGUGCCACUGGCAAUGCACUUUGCUUUUCCGCUGGUCUAAGGUUCGCACUAUGCACACCGUUAGUGCGUUUGGAGCAGGAGAUGGCAACCUUCAGCCGACGAGCUGUCUCUGACACAUUGAUAACUGUCAAUCAAAUGGAAAAGGCACGAACAGAGUAUCGAGGGGCACUUCUGUGGAUGAAGGAUGUGUCCCAGGAGUUAGACCCUGACACCUACAAGCAGAUGGAGAAAUUCAGGAAGGUGCAGCUGCAGGUCAGAAACUCUAAGACCCAGUUUGAUAUGAUGAAAAUGAAUGUGUGCCAAAAAGUGGAUCUUCUAGGAGCCAGCCGCUGCAAUCUGCUGUCUCAUUCACUAGCUACCUACCAGACAACACUGUUGCAGUUCUGGAAAAAAACUGCUCAACUUAUGGCUGAAAUACAGGCGGAGUUUCAAGAGAUGCUUCCAUACAGUCCAUCAGUCUCUCAGCCGUCUGAGCAGGCUCAUGGAGAAAGAAAUGGUACAACAGAUAUGGAUAAGCUAAUUGCAAUAAAGGAUGACAUAGGUGCACAGAAGGAAGGUGAAACAGCAUCAAAAGAUCUUUUACUGGACAGCACAGUGGGAGAUGAUUUUGCACAGGAGUUUUCGUUCCUUAGUUUGCACACCCCAGUACUCUCUGAUUUUUCAUGGGAUGAGCAGAACCUCUAUGGAGAUGCAGUUUCAAGACCCACUUCAGAAGUAUAUGACAAAACGUCACUGGAAUCUGAGAAUUUGGCAGGAUUCCUUCCCUCACAGCUACUUGACCUGGGUCUUCAUGGAGGAUGGUCAUUUUCAGGUGUUCCCCCGGGUGACACUUGGUUGGAGAGACAGCAAGGUGCGUCCACAAAUUCACCGCUGCAACCGACAAGUGACCAGAAGACUGGAAACAAAAACAUUUCAGCUUGGCUUAAUUUGUUUGCAGAUCUUGAUCCACUUUCAAACAUAGGUUCUGUAACGCAAGCACAUGAUGACAAUUUCAGUGCGUGA